CUAAUCUACUUUCAGUUCAAUAUCUUGAAGUUUUCAAUCUAAAAAGACCAAACCCGAAACAAUAGUUAAAAAAGUGAAAAAUCUUGUAAACUCUUGCUUUACAACAAAGGAAAGCUGUCAACUUCUGUUUUCGUAAAUUUGUCAAACGAAACGAAAGAAAAAUUAUAAAAAUAUGAAUUUGAAUAUUCAAAUUAAAUGUAACGGUCUCGACACGGUUGGCAUAGACAUUCGAAAUUUAUCGUCAUCAUGUCCAUUGAAUUACCCAAACUACGUGUCAGGAAAACCGAGCUCUACGCAUGUGAAUUCGAGAUUAGCGCCAGAGUGCCGCGUGAGCUCUUCAACCAAUUUCUGGAAAAGGAAAUCAAUCAGCUCGGUAUCCGAGGUUGGGCUCAAGAGGUCGAGGAUGGAUGUAUCAAAGGUCGACUUGAGGGCGAGAUCACCAAAAUGGAUAAACUCAAAGUUAUUUUGAGAAAUUCACCGCAAUUUGGCUCGAAAAUUAUCGGUACUGUUUUUGGCGAACUGAAAAAGAUCAACAAAUAUUCGGCUAUCAAAUUUGAAGUCAUCUGCUAACCGUUUAGGGUGAGAAAUAUACAAACAAAAAAAGCAAGACAACACCAAAUAUUAGCAUACGGUCCUGGAAAUCUUAAAUGUUUAACACACAAAUUGUUUUUGUAUGUAUGUAUGUCACUUUAGUUCCCUCGUUCUCUGCUGCGGUUUCAUUUUUUUCGAUCGGGAAUUACAGAUAAUAUAAACGCUGCUUCCACGCAUUGUUGGUCUCGAAACAGAGCACGAAGUAAAGAUAGGUGUUCAUGUGAUAAAAGAAGAUUAUAUAAACGUUUUUGUCAACAAUAAAAUUAUCCAUAGAAAUAAAAAAAUAAAA
This is a messenger RNA of Bactrocera latifrons, 880 nucleotides long. Its product is annotated as acylphosphatase-2-like. Gene Ontology annotation, molecular function: acylphosphatase activity. NCBI's taxonomy places the organism in Eukaryota, Metazoa, Arthropoda, Insecta, Diptera, Tephritidae. The record is from RefSeq and is a predicted model, not a curated record. Bases 247 to 570 code for a protein of 107 amino acids. The transcript has a single exon.